This is a messenger RNA of Musa acuminata AAA Group (dessert banana), 659 nucleotides long. RefSeq names its product brassinosteroid-responsive RING protein 1-like. The coding region runs from base 69 to 524 and encodes 151 amino acids. Gene Ontology annotation, molecular function: ubiquitin protein ligase activity. The transcript is spliced from 2 exons. Gene Ontology annotation, biological process: protein ubiquitination. Lineage: Eukaryota; Viridiplantae; Streptophyta; Magnoliopsida; Zingiberales; Musaceae. The record is from RefSeq and is a predicted model, not a curated record.
ACCUCUCUUUUGCUUCCACCACCUCCACAGCCGCCGCCACCACCACCACUUCACCAGCUCUUUCCGCCAUGGGCUUCCCCUCCGUCUGCUACACCGUCAUCCUCCCUCGGCCCGUCGCCCUCGUCGUCCACCUCCUCGACCGCAUCAAGCUCGCCGUCUCCAUGGCCCUCUUCUGCCUCGGCCUCGCCUCGUCCCACGAGGACCACUUCCUCUUCCCCCUGCAGAUUCCCGACUUCCUCCCCCCCUCGUCCCCGGCCCUUCCCAUCCCCCCCUCCGCCAUCAAGACCAGGCUUCCCGUCGUCAGGUUCUCCCGCUUCAGGAUCGACGGACGCGACGCCGUCUGCUCCGUUUGCCUGGGGGCCUUGGAAGCCCGGCACGAGGUCAGGGAGCUCGGCAACUGCUCCCAUGCCUUCCACAAGGGCUGCAUCGAUAAGUGGGUGGACGUCGGACAGGUCACCUGCCCGCUGUGCAGAGCUCAGCUACUGCCCAAGGAAAGGGAGGAGGACGCAGUGGCUGCCGACUGAGACUUGUCAGGGCACGGACGGAGAAAGGGCGCCAAGUGAUUCCACUCAUCAAUAAUGUUGGUGAUGAACUGUAGCUGAUCAUUCCAAAGAGUUUCAUGUGCUGAGUCAAGAAAUCAGAAUCAUUCCUCUUCCAAA